Rotaria sp. Silwood2 is the source of this 2955-nucleotide messenger RNA. NCBI's taxonomy places the organism in Eukaryota, Metazoa, Rotifera, Eurotatoria, Philodinida, Philodinidae. The record is from the annotation of a GenBank genome assembly.
AUGAAAAAAUUGUUGUUUUUUUUAUUAGCGCGACGUUCGAUACGUCCAUAUCAUGUUCGUAUGAUUGCUUUUGAACAAUGUAGACGAACUCUUCAUGAUCAAUCUGAAGCACACGGUGCUGAUUCAAAUCCAGCAUAUGAUUUUGUACGUCGUCAUCUUGGUCCAAAUGAACGACAAACAAAAGAUAUGCUUAAUACACUUGGCUUAAAAACUCUUGAUGAACUUAUUGAUAAAACAGUGCCAUCAGCUAUCAAGUUUCGUGGUACAAUGAAUAUUCCAGAAGCACUUUCUGAACAUCGUGCUUUAAAAGAAAUAGAAGAAAUCGCUAUGCAAAAUGAAGUAUGGCGAUCAUAUGUUGGUCUUGGUUAUAAUGAUUGUAUAAUUCCGACAGUUAUUCAACGAAAUCUUUUUGAAAAUCCUGGAUGGUAUACACAAUAUACACCUUAUCAAGCUGAACUAUCACAAGGACGUUUAGAAAGUUUACUAAAUUAUCAAACUGCUGUCAGUGAUAUAACUGGACUUCCAUAUGCUAAUGCUAGUUUGUUAGAUGAAGGAACAGCAGCCGGUGAAGCAAUAGCAAUGUGUUUUAGACAUAGUAAACGACCACGAAUGUUUCUUAGUGAUCAACUUCAUCCACAUGUUAUUGAAGUAGCUCGAACACGAGCACAUGGAUUUCGUACUGAAAUUGAAGUAUUACCGAUUGAGAAAAUGGAUUUUUCAAAAAAAGAUGUAGCUGGAGUUAUAUUUCAAUAUCCUGAUACAACUGGAAAUAUUAUUGAUCCGGCAGGUUUAAUAGCUCGUGCAAAGGAACAUGGAACUAUGGUUAUUUGUGGUUCGGAUCUUUUGGCUCUUUGUCUUUUAAAACCUCCCGGUGAAAUGAACGUUGAUAUUUGUUAUGGAAAUUCUCAACGAUUAGGUGUUCCACUUGGUUUUGGUGGUCCACAUGCUGCUUUUUUUUCUUGUGCAGAACAAUUUAAACGUGAUAUGCCUGGUCGAUUGGUUGGUUUAACCAUUGAUUCACAUGGAGCAAAAGCUUAUCGUUUAGCUCUUCAAACACGUGAACAACAUAUUCGACAAGAAAGAGCAACAAGCAAUAUUUGUACUGCACAAGCAUUACUUGCAAAUAUGGUUGCCAUGUAUUGUUUAUAUCAUGGUAGACAAGGUCUUCGAAAUAUUGCAAUAAAAAUUCAUAUAUUAACAUGUGAUCUUGCUGAAAGCUUAAAAGCUGGUGGAAAUUCUAUAAAAAAUGAAAUUUUUUUUGAUACAUUAAAAAUUAAACCAACUAUGAGUAUUGAUGAAAUAAAACAACGUGCAAAAGAAAAACGUAUUAAUUUACGUUAUUAUGAUAAUGGAAGUAUUGGCAUUUCAUUAGAUGAAACAAUGAAUGAAAGUGAUGUUGCUGAUCUUAAAUGGAUAUUUAAUGUUGAAGAUAAAUUAUCUAAUGAAGCAAAAAUAAAUCCUCGUGAUUUUGGAAAUUUAACUCGUCAAAGUCGUUUUCUUAAUGCUGAAAUAUUUAAUAAAUAUCGAUCAGAAACAAAAUUAAUGCGUUAUAUGAAACAAUUAGAAAAUAAAGAUCUAUCACUUGUACAUUCAAUGAUCCCACUUGGUUCAUGUACAAUGAAACUUAAUGCUGCUGCUGAAUUAAUACCUUGUUCAUGGGCUCAUUUUAAUCGAAUUCAUCCAUUUGCUCCAUCUAAUCAAUGGAAGGGUUAUGCUAGAUUAUUAAAAGAUCUUGAUCAAUUUUUAUGUGAAAUAACUGGUUAUGAUAAAAUAUCAUUUCAACCAAAUAGUGGUGCUCAAGGUGAAUAUGCUGGUUUACGAGUUAUACGAGCUUAUCAUGAACAUCAAGGUGAACCACAAAGACGAGUUUGUCUUGUUCCGAUUUCUGCUCAUGGAACGAAUUUUGCAUCAGCUACAAUGGCUGGAAUGAAAAUUGAAAAAAUUCAAUUGGAUAAAAGAGGUGCUGUUGAUAUGAAACAUUUAAAACAAUUAGCCGAAAAAUUUAAAGAUACACUUGCUUGUGGAAUUGUUACAUAUCCAAGUACAAGUGGAGUUUUUGAAGAAACAGUUAGAGAAUUAUGUGAAAUUGUUCAUCAUUAUGGUGGACAAAUUUAUCUUGAUGGUGCAAACAUGAAUGCACAAGUAGGUUUAUGUCGUCCAGGAGAUUAUGGUUCUGAUGUAUCACAUUUAAAUUUACAUAAAACAUUUUGUAUUCCACAUGGUGGUGGUGGUCCAGGAAUGGGUCCUAUUGGAGUUAAAAAACAUCUUGUACCAUUUCUACCAAAUCAUCCAUUAUUGGAUAAAAAUUCUGAAUAUAAUCCAAAACAUUCAUAUGGUCCUGUAUCAUCAGCUCCAUUUGGUUCAGCAUCUAUUUUACCAAUACCUUGGAUGUAUAUUCGAAUGAUGGGUGCUGCUGGUCUUCGUCGUGCAACAGAAACAGCUAUACUUAAUGCUAAUUAUAUAGCUAAACGUCUUGAAUCUUCAUAUAAAGUCUUAUUUCUUGGCAAAAAUGGUUUUGCUGCUCAUGAAUUUAUAAUUGAUGUUAGUCGUUUUAAAGAACGUGCUAAUGUUGAAGCAGUUGAUAUUGCUAAACGUUUACAAGAUUAUGGAUUUCAUGCACCAACUGUAUCAUGGCCUGUAACAGGUUCAUUAAUGAUUGAACCAACUGAAUCAGAGGAUAAAGAUGAAUUAGAUCGAUUUUGUGAUGCAUUAAUUGAAAUUCGAAAAGAAAUUUCACAAAUUGAGAGUGGUGAAUAUGAUAAAAAAAAUAAUCCAUUAAAAAAUGCUCCACAUUCCCAACAUGUUUUUCUUCAUGAAAAAUGGUUAUUACCUUAUUCAUUACAAAAAGCUGUUUUUCCAAUUGAUUUUGUUUCGCCCAAUAAUAAAUUUUGGCCAUCAUGUGGACGAGUAAAUGAUGUUUAUGGUGAUAAGAAUUUAAAAUGUCGUGUUGAUUAA